ACAGUAUUGUCAGAAAAGCCAACAACUUUCACAAUCACUGUGACAUCUGAAGCGGGAGAAAACGAUGAAAGAGAAUCUUGACGAUAAUGAUGUCACGGAUAUAAUAAAACUACUAGAACAACAGGCAGAAGAAAAUUUAGGAAUGGUAAUGAUCUUCACUCUAGUCUCAGCAGUACAGGAGAAAUUAAAUGAAAUAGUGGAUCAAAUAAAAACACGAAGAGAAGAGGAAAAGAAACAGAAAGAAAGAGAAGCGGAAGAAGAAGAGAAACAACGUUUUCACGGCACUCCUGUUACCAUUGAGAAUUUCCUAAAUUGGAAAGCGAAGUUUGAUGCAGAACUCCUAGAAAUAAAAAGGAAAAAAAUGAAAGAAGAAGAACAAGCGGGCAAAAAUAAAUUAAGCGGUAAACAGCUGUUUGAAAUGGAUCACAACCUUGACACCUCUGACAUCCAGUUCUUGGAGGAAGCUGGAAACAGCGUGGAGGUUGAUGAAUCUUUAUUCCAAGAAAUGGAUGAUUUAGAGUUGGAGGAUGAAGAGGAUGACCCUGACUACAACCCUGUUAAUUUAGAUAGUGAUUAGACUGUUUUGAACUGGCUCUGUCAUCAGUAUGGACAUACGUAAGGAGACAGGGGCAGGCAGGAAAGCCACAGCAUCUGUGGUUUUAGUAAUGUGUAUCAUUUUUCUCUUUUUUUUCUUUCCUUUUUUCUUUUUUUCUAAAGAAAAAAACCAAAAUAUUUUAAAUCCAGGAGAAUGGUCUUCUGAUGACUUUCAUCAUAAAUAAAUUUACUUCAAUAUUUCAAAUGAAAAAUUUGAGGAAUAUUGAUCUAUCUGAAAAUGCUAUUCUAUUUUCUCUUAUUUUUUCCUUCCCAUUUCUGUAACUGUCCUUUGAAGAGAUGUGACAACAAGCAAGAUGGAAAGAUGUUACAGCAAGCGCUAAACACACCUGCAUCUGAAGGCUGAGCAGCUGUUCUGCUAUCUUCCACCUAGGAUAUACAUGGGCAGCUUUGGUGAAUAAAAGGGAUCACAUACUAUGCAGGGUUUUUUUAAAUUUUUUUUUUUUUCUUCUGUGAAAUUUUACAACACUUAAGUCAGUUCUGGUGCCCCAACCUAUCAGCUGUAGAUAGGCAGCACUAGUCACCUUUUAAUAAGGCAUGGCCUUAUUAAAGUUUAAUGGAAACCAUUUCCAUACUACUAGAGUAAAAUAUUUCACCGUAGUUGAGGAUAAUAGUUUCAAAAUUACUAGUUCAAGUCUGUAGGAAAGAAAAAUCGGAAUGAGAUGAAGUCCUCUUAAAAAUUUUUAUUGAUUUGUUCAGAGAGGGUUUUUUUUUAAUUUUGAACUUGUGCAACAAUGAACUUCCAUGGGAAAAAAAAAACCAAAACCAAACCCCAGCCUAGGAAAAUGUAGUUUGCUUUUGGCAACAGUAUGUUGAAACACUGUCAGUGGAGUGCAGAAUACAGUACCAGGAUUUAUAGAGGGCUUGUAGGUUUGAAUGUAGUGGGUGUUUUAGAAGCAUCAUGUUGGCAGCCCAUAAAGGUUAUCACAACACAGAGUAAAGCUACACAUCAACUCGUGGAUGUUAACCAUCCUGCAGAGUUGCUUACGGAGCUGAUGGCUUGAUAUUAGACACUUUCUCUCUUCCCACCUCCAAAAAAACCCAAAACACUGCAAGAACUGUGGUAUUUAAACAUGCUGUGUUUGAGACUGCGUCAGCUAGAAGGACGACGGUAUGGCUGAAGGUUUCAAAAGACAGCUCUCCGAAUAGAGAACCACCAGGCACCUCCUUGAUUAAACACUGUGUGCUGAAUUUUAAAAUACUGUUAGUAGACUGCCUUAACUGUGCCAGCUUCAACCUUUGAAGAGGAUUGCACUAAGUAUCACAGUGCUUAGAGGAAUAACAAAUGUAUGAGCUUUAAUAUUUGGUAAUUCUCUAUUCAAAAUGAGAAAUUUAAUUCCAGAAAUAAUUUAAUGGUGUGUAAGAUUCUCUGCUCAUAUCGCUUGAGAACAUCUGUUUAGGAUGAUCUCCUUUAACAUGUUUCAGUAGUUUUUCUUUUUGUAUUCAAGAUGAAUGAGUUUCUAGCAGACAGAAAUAAAUGUGCAAGUACCCUGUAAAUACUUUUAUAAAUCAACCAUGUGCCUUUGUUCCUACUGUCCUCUAUUUGAUCUUUUUAAUUUUGGAUACUAAGAACUCUAGGCAAGCAUCUAGGUUUCAAUGAUAACGUUGUAUGUUUCAAAGCAAUAAGCAGGAUCUGUGUUCCAGCAGAGUUACCAAAUAUAUUAAAAAAUUGUGAGCUAAUGUGAUACUAAAUCUGACUUUUUCCAAAGAUACGGUUGGAUUAAAAGCUUGAUAGUGACUACAUCCAGCUGCCUGUGUCAUUGUUAGUAUGCUUUAAAAUGCUGUUCAGCACUGAACUUAAUUUACUUCUGGUAUGUCUCAAUUCAGCUGCAUAAAAACUUUUAAGGCUGCUUUCCAUUUUCAGCUAUAUAUGUUUAAAACUAGCGUUUUUUCAUAAAAGGAGUGAAUUAGUUCUCUUUAAAUCUGGACUGAAUCCAAGAAUGCUGUGUAGUCUGUGCAAAAUGUGGUAAUCAGAAAAUUUUCCAAGUGGGUCACUGACGUCAAAGAAUCAUCUGCGUAUGAAAAAAAGUUUCUCGAUAAUGGUAUUUCUAGAUUAAUGAGAUUUUCUAGUCUGUUUUCACACUAACAUAUUUAUUGGUUUUCAUGCAGAGGAUGUAUAGCUUAAAAAUGCUAAACUGAUGUCAAACAAGUUAAAAUGUGAAAAUGUGUUUUCACUGUUACAUCUUAUAUUCAAAGCAGAGGAGAUAAUAAGGGUUGAAGUGACAAAAAAUUGCAUAAAGUCUGUUUCUCCAAGUCUUUGGAACAAGUUUCAGUGGCUCAAUCUGAACUUCAGAUUUGUUUAGCUUUAUUAGCAAUUAACAUCUGUGAAAUAAAAGGGAAUUUGACUGAGAGU
Messenger RNA from Aptenodytes forsteri (emperor penguin), 2965 nucleotides. RefSeq names its product RWD domain containing 1 (gene RWDD1). Gene Ontology annotation, biological process: cytoplasmic translation. Gene Ontology annotation, molecular function: protein binding. Lineage: Eukaryota; Metazoa; Chordata; Aves; Sphenisciformes; Spheniscidae. The transcript is spliced from 6 exons. The record is from RefSeq and is a predicted model, not a curated record. Bases 65 to 577 code for a protein of 170 amino acids.